UUGUAUAAAUAAUCCUGAUUGCACUCGGAGUAGCUAGGUAUUGUGAGUAGGCUUCUGUUCCCCCUCUCGUUUACCUUCUGUAUUUCGAUGUGUCUUUUAAAGUAUUUGAGCAUUCUGCUUAUGCUGCUUUUGCCACUGAUCUCAGAGGCAGCUGGGCCGAUCCGUUGCUUGCCCUGCACCGAUGAAAGGAUGGCGCAUUGCCCACCCGUGGGUAAUACGUGCACAGAAGAGAUGGUGAGAGAGCCAGGUUGUGGCUGCUGCCAGAUGUGUGCGCUGUCUCGUGGCCAGUCUUGUGGGGUAUACACGGCACGCUGUGCAACCGGGCUCCGAUGUUACCCUCAGCUAAUGGAAACCAAACCUUUGGAGACUCUCAUGCAAGGACGUGGCAUUUGCAUGGAUAUUGCUGAAGUGGAAAGGAUUCAAGCAAUACAAGCAGAGACACAAACCACUGAGAUCGAAAUUGAGAGUCCCAGCCCAGAUGGAACAGAAGGCACCCAAGCAGGCACCAACUACAGGUUCAUACCUGCUUCUGGACACAGCAUCCCAGACAGACGGAAUUCAGCUGAUGCACAGAUAGGGAUGAGGGCCCGGAUAAACUACAAACAAAAGCAGAGAGAGCAACUAGAUCCUAGCCAUCAAACACACCUUUACCUUCCACCCCAGCCACCACUGGCUGCAAGCAGACAAAUUCCACAUCUGCCCAUUCACCUCCUCCCUCACCAGGCAAUCCUUCCAGUCAGCAACACUUCACCUGCAAGUCGGUUGGGAUCAUCUACUGUACCUGGUCCUCCCAGUGCACCUCCUCUACAUCGGGGCCAUGUCAGGAGGAAAUGCAGCGAGCAAUUGACAGGAUUAUCCAGGCACAACAGCGUACUAAUGAGGACCUCUACAGGUUUCACAUUCCCAACUGUGAUAAAAGAGGAUUCUACAACCUCAAGCAGUGUGAGUCGUCAUUGGAUGGGGAACGUGGAAGAUGUUGGUGUGUUCACCGCUGGACUGGAAAGAGGAUCCCAGGGUCUCCAGAAGUCAGAGGUGAUCCCCAGUGUCACAGGCACGACGUACAUGUUCCAGCUUCGACAGAACCAAAUAAUUGAAGUAUCUUAAGAAACUUAUGAGAUGUUAACAUCUUUGCUUUUUUUUUCCACACGUUACCCCACAGCAUUUGAAGAUGAUAUCUGGAAGGUUACAGUUAUCUUUCAUUAAUAUAAGCUAUUUAUUUCCUGCUUUUUUUUAGUUUUGAGAUUGCAUUUAAGGAAAUCAAACAGUUAGGAUGACAUGUAUGUGAAGUGCCAAGUGAAAUUAUCUACUGUUGCUAGUUGCAUAUGUAGUUCACGAAGUAGCAUGCAUGAAGAUCUUCCUGUCGUGAAUAAUGCCUCACUAAAUUUCCGUCAGAGAAGCAAUAUUCAAGCAGCCACUGCAAGUCAGUAGGUAUGAAUAUAACAGUUAUUGUGAUUAUGAAAGGAAAAUAAGAAUGUUUGAGACUGAUGUCACAAAUGCAAUUGCAGUCAUUAUUAGCUAGUCAUCGACUCCUCUUCACACUUCCAGUCAUCACUUCAGAUGUUAUUUUAAUUAAACAAAAACAUGAAAGUGUCUAAAUUUUCAAAUGCAUUGAACAAAGAAUAAUACAGCCCAGGAACAAGCCCUAUAGCCCACAAUGUUAUGCUGAAUUAAUUACUCUAAUGAUACCUGAUUUAAUUAAUCCAUUUUGCCUGCCCUUGGUACAUACUCCUCUAUUCUUCGCACAUUCCUGUACCUAUUGAACAGACUCUUACGUCUGUAUUGAUUCAGCCAGCACCACCACCCCUGGCAGCACAUUGCAGAUAUCCACCACUCUGUGUAAAAAAAAGUUUGACUUGCACAUCUUUGACCUUUCCCUUUCUCAACCUAAAUACAUGCCUCUAGUAUUAGAUACUAGAUGAAGCUACCCUACCUCUCAUAAUUUCAUAAUCUUCAUUCAGGUUGUCCUGCAGCUCCAAAUAAAACAAUAUACCCUCUACUUCCAUUAGCAUCCUGGUGAAGCUCUUCUGCACCCUUUCCUAAGCUUAUAAUGGAGUGACAAGAAUUUAAUGCAAUACUCCAGAUGCACAGUAACCGUUAACGCCAUCUAACCGUUAGUCAACUGCAAACUUACAAACCCACCCUCCACAUCUUCAUCAGAGUCAUUUCACAGACAGCAGAGUUCCCAGUAUAGAUCCCCGUGGAAGACUAGUCAUGGACCUCCAGACAGAAAAACUCGUUGAGUCUUUGUACCUUCUCUGGACAUGCCAAUUCUGAAUCCAAACAGCCAUGCAUAAUGUUCUGGAGGAACCUACAAUGAGGCACCUUGUUGAAUAACUUAUUAAAGUCCACAUUGAUAAGAUUUACUUUAGCUGCAGGUAAUUUUUGUUGAAGGUUCAGAUUUAAUUUAUUAUGACAUCUGUACUCUUCCUUUUGCAUAAUCCUACAAACACAAUACUUGGGAUAUUUAGUACUAAGCAAGAAAAACAAAUUCAUUUCAUGCUGAGAAGUUGUUUAACAUUGACAAAUGCAUUUAAGGUUAAUUGUGAAAGAAGUUCAUCUUUGGUACACAAUUACACUUGCAUCUCAAAUUUUGAAGUGUGUUAACUCUUUGCACUUAGUCCCCAAACAGGAAGCAAAGCCUUAAGCUUACUUCUAAUGAGGUAUGAAAUUACAGCGUUUAUUUUUGUAAUGAUUAUUAUUGAUUGUAACGCAUUUUACUUCAAUACUCAGACACAUAUUUACUGAUGCAAGUCUGUUCAGAAACUUUUUGCCACUGCAGUAUGAAUGAAAUAAAAAUUCUGAAUCCUGUAACCUUUAGCAUAAACAUCUGGUUAUAACUCAGAAGUUAUAAAUGGAACAUAAUCUUCUACUUUGCUUUCUUUAUUGCAGUGUUAAUGUAACAAAAUUUGUAUAUUAAAAUCAGAAACAAAAAUCUCAGAAUUUCAUAAAUAAUGCUGCCAAUUUAUUUCCUCAAAAUAUGUAACACCCAUCUGGUGAAAUAACAGUGUAUAUUUUACAGAUAGGUACUUUUAUGAUAGUUAUGUCAGAUGUACUGACCCAUAAAGACUGCAGAAUGUAAUGGGAGAGAAAAUUUAAGUUCUUGCACCUGCUGGAUUUCCUGGUGAUGGUGUAUGCUCUGUAACCACUAGAUGGCACUCGCACCUUUGUUCACAUUUUCUCAUAUACUAAUGAUAGAAUUGUUCUCUAGACAUUGUUGUCUUUUUAAUGCAUCUCAGUUUUAUUUAGAAAAUCAUAAUUACAGUGCACAAUUAAAGAAUGGAUGAGUGAAUUUAUGAUUUUUGUAAUAUUGUGAUGCAUGUUAAUCUUUUGGCUUGUUGCUGUAGAAAAUACAAUGCGUCAUAUUCAUUCAGUUUAAAUAAUGUUUAUUAAAAAACAUAAUUAUAUUAAAUACA
Molecule: messenger RNA, 3413 nt
Organism: Hypanus sabinus (Atlantic stingray)
Lineage: Eukaryota; Metazoa; Chordata; Chondrichthyes; Myliobatiformes; Dasyatidae
Product: insulin-like growth factor-binding protein 4
Exons: 5
Coding region: 88-1104 (338 amino acids)
Biological process (GO): regulation of insulin-like growth factor receptor signaling pathway
Cellular component (GO): extracellular region
Molecular function (GO): insulin-like growth factor II binding; insulin-like growth factor I binding
Source: RefSeq, a predicted model, not a curated record